AUGUUCGGCAACAUCCUCCAGAACCUAAAGGAUGCGGAGCAGGCAGUACUUGAGGCGCAGGCCAUAUAUGAUAGCGACCCAACACCCGCGCAUAGGGCUGAUUUCAGUAGAGUGUCUGCAGAGCUAAUCAUCACUGCCAAGAUGGAGGAAGAGUUUUGGAGGCAAAAGGCGGCAAUUAAAUGGGCUACUGAUGGAGAAAGGAAUUCCAAAUUCUUCCAUGGUUGGGUCAGACAGAAGAGAGUUAAGUCGAGGAUACACACGGUUGAGGAGAAGGAGGUCAAGGAUGCAGUUUUUGGGAUCAGUGGAGACAGUGUGUCCGGGCCGGAUGGGUUCACUUCAUUGUUCUUUCAGCACUGCUGGGACACUGUGGGGCGUGAUGUGAGUGCAGCCGUCGGUGACUUCUUUAGUGGGGCGUUUAUGCCUAGAAGCUUCACGGCGACCAUGAUCGUUCUCAUUCCGAAGAAGCCUAACCCGGUCACGUGGGGAGAUUUUAGACCGAUCAGCCUCUGCAAUGUUACGAACAAGAUCAUCACAAAGAUCCUGGCUUCGAGACUCGCACCUCUACUUCCCCUUGUCAUUGCGCCAAAUCAGAGUGGGUUCAUCAAGGGCCGCCUGCUUAGCGACAAUGCUCUUCUGGCUCAAGAGUUGAUAAAUGACCUGGGGAAGGAGCUCUCGAGUAGAGGGAGAUCGCCCAACCUGGCUCUCAAGCUGGAUAUGGCGAAGGCAUAUGAUAGAGUCCAGUGGCCGUUUCUACUCAAGGUUUUGGACACGAUGGGAUUCUCACAGACCUGGGUGGAUAUGAUCAGGAGAUGCAUCUCGUCAUGUUGGUUUUCUGUCCUGGUGAACGGUGGCCCGGCAGGCUUCUUUCAGUCAUCCAGGGGGCUGAGGCAAGAAGACCCCUUAUCCCCUUCCCUCUUUGUAUUGGCGGCAGACUACUUAUCGAGAUGUCUUGAUAGAUUGAUCAAGGGGGAUAGAGAGAUGGUCUAUAGAUGUCGGAAAAAGGCCCCCAUUAUCACUCACCUCUCCUAUGCAGAUGACAUCAUCAUUUUCUCGAGGGCUCAUAGAGAGGCGGUGGAGAAGUUGGUUGGAUGUCUGGAUCACUACAUAGUUGUUUCUGGUCAGCUGGUGAACAAUGGGAAGACACACUUCUUUUUGGCGAAUGAGCACAUGGAGUUCGCUGACGUUGUGGAGGAGGUUGGAGGAUUUCAGAGAGGUGCGAUGCCUUUUACAUACCUUGGGGUGCCGAUUUUCCGAGGAGCGAGGAGGGCAGACCAUCUGCUGCCCCUUAGGCAGAGGUUGAUGGACAAGAUCCACAGCUGGUCCCACCGACAUCUUGCUUUUGGAGGUCGUCUGGCUCUGAUUAAGAGCACCCUGGCCGCCAUCCCGCUACACAUUUUACAGGUUAUGAGCCCCCUACUUGGGUUUCUAGACGAGUUGGAGCAGAUUUUGGCUAGAUACUUUUGGGGCACAGUUGGAGAGAAGAGGAAGCUGCAUUGGAUUUCUUGGAGACAAAUUUGCUUGCCUUUUGAUGAGGGUGGCUUGGGUAUUCGCCGCUUCAGGGAGGUGGCAGUGGCUUUUGGAUUCAAGCUGUGGUGGAGACUGCUAGCUCAGGACUCUCUCUGGGCCAAGUUCAUGACCCAGAAAUACAGUAUCCUUCCUUGUCAUUUGCAUACAUCCCCUUGUUGGUCACAUGAUAGUCCUACUUGGCGUCGUUUGCGUCGUAUUUGGUCAUACAUGCAUGAGAAUAUUCGUUGGUCCUUGGGUGAGGGGAAGAUCAGCUUCUGGGAUGAUGUCUGGCUUGGGACUAGCUCCAUCCGGAAUCUGUGCGUCCCGGGAAAUGAUCCUCCCCAAUCGCAGGCUGUUGUAUCAUAUUGGCAUGAGUAUGCAUGGGAUGGGGAUAUGCUGCAUAGUUUAUCUUUCAGGUUUGGCGUACCUCUCAAUGUGAUAGACCAGAUCAGAGCCACGCCGAUCGAGUUGGGGGCGAAGGAUGUGAGGCGGUGGAGUCUGACUAGCCAUGGCGAGUUCUCUGUGACCUCAGCCUGGGAGAGCAUCCGGACUAGACUGCCAAAGAGGGAGAUUUUUGGUCUUAUUUGGAACCAGGGGUUGGCUCCUACCAUGUCGGUGUUCAUUUGGAGGUUACUAUUUGGUAGGCUGCCGGUAGAUGAAAAGUUGCAGAGGAGGGGAAUUGAGUUAGCGUCUAGGUGUCAGUGUUGUAGGUCUCCUUGGGUCGAGUCUCUCAGCCAUGUCUUUCUUUCGAGUCAGUCGGCGAUUUAUGCAUGGGAGUACUUCAAUGCCUGGUUUCCUUCCUCGCACACACCGAUUCACACGAGCACCGAUAUUGCACUUAGACUAGGUCACUCAUCAUCUGCAUGUGCUAGUUUUGGCCGGCAGGAUCACCUCGACUCAUUGGAGGGGUGCUCACCGUCGGUUGAUUUCAUGUCUUUCUCCCCCAGACAGCGUGUUCUGCGGUCGCUCAUGGUCCUAUGGCAUCCCCCUGAUGCACCUUGGGUGAAGCUGAACACGGACGGCGCCUUCUCUACAUCGACACUGGCGGCGGGGGAGGGAGGACUGGGGGCACCAAUCCCCAACACUAUCUCCUAUGGUAUCUGGGAGGGAGUUGCGUUUGAGUUUGAUCAAGUGGACUGUGAGGUUGGGAACGUGUGGUUUGGAGAAGGGGCCUUUGUGCGCAACAACAUCGCAAUGAUCGAAGCAGUGAACCUCUCCCCAAUGUUCAUGGUGGACCCUCCUGGCUUGUUUGAUAUUCAAAUCUUCACCCGCACGAACGCGUUAUACAUAAGAGAAGGUGUUCCCCGCUUUUACGCCAUGGGUGAAGCUGCAGUCCCUGCUGGAAGGGUGAUCGCAGAACAAGGAGGACAGGCCCAGGAACAGAGACAGGCAAACUUGGAGAGGGCGGUGACAAAGUAG
Molecule: messenger RNA, 2925 nt
Organism: Salvia splendens (bonfire salvia)
Lineage: Eukaryota; Viridiplantae; Streptophyta; Magnoliopsida; Lamiales; Lamiaceae
Exons: 5
Coding region: 1-2925 (974 amino acids)
Source: RefSeq, a predicted model, not a curated record